Molecule: messenger RNA, 3824 nt
Organism: Sebastes umbrosus (honeycomb rockfish)
Lineage: Eukaryota; Metazoa; Chordata; Actinopteri; Perciformes; Sebastidae
Gene: sema3b
Product: sema domain, immunoglobulin domain (Ig), short basic domain, secreted, (semaphorin) 3B
Exons: 17
Coding region: 1-2436 (811 amino acids)
Biological process (GO): positive regulation of cell migration; semaphorin-plexin signaling pathway; axon guidance
Molecular function (GO): chemorepellent activity; semaphorin receptor binding
Source: RefSeq, a predicted model, not a curated record
AUGAUGACCAUGAUGAUGAUGAUGGCGGCCAUGAUGGUCACCUGCAGCUCUCUGAUCCUGCUGGGUCUGGCCGCCGCCCACGCAUCCUCCGCCACCGUGACCCGCGCUUCCUCUGCAUCUUCAUCUUCCUCCUCCUCCUCCUCCACCUCCUCGUCACCACGCAUGAAGCUCUCCUAUAAAGAGUUGCAGCAGUUCCAUGGAGUGCGGCGGUUCGAGCUGGAGCGUUCCUGCUGCUUCAGCGCUUUGCUGUUGGACGAAGAAAGAGGACGCCUCUUCGUUGGAGCCAAGAACUUCCUGCUGUCGCUAUCAUUAGACAACAUCGCCAAGCAGGAACACAAGAUCUACUGGCCGGCUCCCGUCGACUGGAGGGAAGAGUGUAACUGGGCUGGCAAGGACAUCACUUCCGACUGUGUGAACUAUGUGAAGAUUGUGCACCACUAUAACCGCACCCACCUGUACGCCUGUGGAACCGGGGCCUUCCACCCUACCUGUGCCUUCGUGGAGGUGGGACACAGGAUGGAGGACCACAUCUUCAGGAUUGACCCCUCUAAGGUGGAGGACGGGAAAGGGAAGAGUCCGUAUGAUCCUCGCCACAAUGCUGCAUCUGUACUCGUCGGGGAUGAGCUAUAUGCCGGCGUGGCCACAGACUUAAUGGGACGGGACUUCACCAUCUUUAGAAGCCUGGGGAAACGGCCCUCCAUCCGCACCGAACAGCACGACUCACGUUGGCUCAAUGAGCCAAAGUUUGUUGGUUCCUUUUGGGUCCCGGAGAGUGAAAACCCUGAUGAUGACAAGGUGUUUUUCUUCUUCCGCGAGACGGCGGUUGAGGCCCAGGGGCUGGGGAAGUCCACCUACUCCCGCAUCGGACAGCUCUGCAGGAAUGACAUGGGCGGUCAGCGAAGUCUGGUGAACAAGUGGACGACAUUCCUCAAGACCCGUCUGAUCUGCUCGGUGCCGGGAGCCGACGGCAGCGACACCUACUUUGAUGAGCUGCGCGACGUGUUCCUGCUGCAGACGAGGGACAGAAAGAACCCUCUGGUCUACACUGUCUUCUCUACUUCCAGCAGUGUAUUUAAAGGCUCAGCAGUGUGUCUCUACUCCAUGAAUGACAUCCGGAGGGCCUUCCUGGGACCUUUUGCCCACAAAGAGGGGCCCAACUACCAGUGGGUCCCCUUCCAGGGAAAAGUCCCCUAUCCACGCCCAGGAAUGUGUCCCAGCAAGACAUUCGGCAGCUUCGAGUCCACAAAGGGUUUCCCAGACGAUGUGAUCCAGUUUGCGCGUCACCACCCUCUGAUGUAUAACCCCGUCUACCCUAUGAGCCGACGGCCCGUCUUCGUCAGGACCAACGUGGACUACAGCUUCACACAGAUCGCUGUGGACAGAGUCAGCGCCGCCGACGGACAGUAUGAUGUCAUGUUCAUUGGCACAGACAAAGGGACAGUGCUAAAGGUGAUCAACAUCCCCAAGGAGAGCUGGAACAACAUGGAGGAGCUCCUACUGGAGGAGCUGGAGGUCUUCAAAGAUGCCUCAUCUAUCAUCGACAUGCAGAUCUCUUCAAAACGGCAACAGCUGUAUCUGGGCUCAGACACAGGCAUAGCCCAGGUCCCCCUCCACCGCUGCAGUGUGUAUGGGAAGGCCUGCGCUGAGUGCUGCCUGGCCAGAGACCCGUACUGUGCCUGGGAUGGAACCUCAUGCACUCGCUACCUGCCAAAUACCAAGAGACGUUUCCGUCGCCAGGAUGUCAGGAACGGAGACCCCAACACCCUGUGCUCUGGAGACCAUCAUAAGCACCGUGUUGCAGAGAGGAAGCUCUAUGGAGUGGAGGGAAGCAGCACUUUCUUGGAGUGUAUCCCCAAAUCCCUUCAGGCCAGAGUCACCUGGACCUACCAGAAACAUCCACAGAACCCACGGGAAGAGGUGCGUCUAGAUGACCGCAUCCUCCAGACAGACAGAGGCCUUCUGAUUCGCCGAGUCCUGAAGAGAGACGUCGGCGUCUACCAGUGCCACGCCAUGGAGCACGGCUUCACCCAAACCUUACUAGGCAUCACCCUGGAAGUCGUACCUUCAUCAUCCACCUCAGUCUCCAACCUGCCCUCGGACGCCCCUGUCCGAUUAGACCCCCGCAGCGGAGGCGCGCCCCCAACCAACCAAAAGCUUUGGUACCGGGAUUUCAUGCAGCUGGUGGACCACCCCAACCUGAGCACCGUCGACCAGAUUUGUGAGCAAGUUUGGGCGCGAAAGAAUGCCGGCGGCGGAGGCGGCGACCAAGGGGAAAAGACCUUUCCUGCUCCGGGGAAGGAGGUCCCGCCUCUGGGCCCCGCCGUCCGCCCAGCUAACAAGAAGUGGAAGCAUCUUCAGGAGAUAAGGAAGGGGAGAAACCGCCGGACCCACGACGGGAAACCGAACCCUCGGGCGCCUCGCAGCGCAGGGGAGUAACAGCGUAGAGAAAGACAUGGAGGGAGAAAAGAAUGACUGAUACAAGAAAGAAAAGAGGCGAAUAAUAGACUGAGAGACCAAGAACUCCUGGAGGUGUUCACACGUACAGACACACCACAUGAAAACACACGCAGACACACACACACACACACACACACACACCUCCUCUAUUGUGUAUAUUUUAUCUAUGGAUGCUCCCACUAUAUGGUACCCCACUCCCUGAGUCCUCGUCCCACUGGCCAGCCCCUGCAUGUGCUGCCUUACUGCCCAAACUGAUUCUGCACGAUCCCUUUACACUGUUCCACUAGCUUAGUAUAAGCAGGUACGUGGGAGUGAACCCACCUUUAUAAACUCAAACUCACCUGUCAUUCCCUUUGCCACUGACUGUAUAUGGAUUGGGGUUCACAACACAGGAUUACCACAUCUUUUGUUGGGUAAUUAAAGCUUGCCUACUACAUGUUAUAUGUGGAUACUUGCUCACAGUAUGAACACCUGCUCUCUGGACUGCACCACUCCGAACACAAUCAGCCCCCAAAGUUUUGGAUGACCUCUCCUCGCGGCUUUUCUUACCUGAAGAUUUCAUACCAAUGUGGACAAAAGGGUGGACUUGGGUGCUGCGCAUAACGGGGAAGGAAUGGAGAAACUGGAAUAUACUGGAAAGUAACGGUCUCUAACUGGAAACACAUUUAACUAUUUAUGUGCAAUUGCACAAGCAUGCAGACAAACACUUUCUAAAGCAUUAUUUCUACAGGUACAUUGAUCAACUUCCUGUAGUGCUUUUGUUGCACAUAUACCAUAAUGCAGUCAGUCAGAAGAGGUGGAGAUGCCAGCAGCGUGGGGCAGCCUGUGGAACACAUCAGCAUGUUGCAAACUGGUUAUAUUAUAUAGUAGGUUUUUUUUUAGUGGUUUCCUUAGGCACAUUGAGGCAUGUUGCAGCAAAAAUAAAUCACACAACACAAUGCAGUCCUGGUUGGAGAGCAGUUGUAUCUGGCAAGAUAUGAUUAUAUUGCUUUACUGGUCCAAACCACUAGAGAACGAGGGGUGGAAAAACUACUGGCAUUCCAUGAUGUGGGAGAAAGAUGAGAUGUUUACAGUAAACAGACAAAGCUGGAGCACAAAGAAGUCAAUUUGUUAAAGCUAAUAAAAGCCCAAAUAAGAUCUGGAUUACAUCAAGACAAGUUUUAGUGCAUAUAGGAGAAGAUGAUCCAAAACCUCACUCUAAAAUUUGCUAUUUAUUGGUUUUACUUUUGGCUGUGUUUAAUGUUUUGUGCAUUAACAUAAAGGAGAAAUCAUGUGGUGUGGGUGAAGAGGAAGAGGGACUCUAGUAUGACAACCCAUGUUUCUGGGCUACAGUACAGUAUAUAUAUAUAUAUAUAUAUAUAUAUAUA